AUGGUGACCAUGAUCAAGUCCAUGAAGUUCACACUCACAGAAAUCCUAAUCGACAUAUUUAUGAUAUUGUUUGUACAUGUGCAAGCAAAACUGCUGGAUUCCGUUUGUGAUUUUAGCGGUAGAUGCGUGUGGGAUGGUGGUGGGUGGUACAGGGGGUGCAUUGAUGACACCCCCUUUCUUUCGUUUGACCGCUUUGACAGUGAUGGAAUUUUGGACCUCCGGUGUACACAUAGUGUUCAAGUUGUUUCUAUUGAAAUUACAACAUUAAGUUGCAGGGACAUGGAUCAACAUGUCAUUACAAACAACGAUAUUACAUUUUAUUUGGGAGAGUCCAAAACCGAAUGUCAUGUCUCUUCCUCCUCGACUGAGACCUCCCGCCCCAUCGAUAUCCAGAGCACCAGCAACAGUGAGCAGGCCUCCAAAUCUGACACGGUCCGUCCCACCACACCGCUGACUAGGGGCACAGGGAAUAGUAAGCAUGCCUCCAAAUCUGACACCGCCCGUCCCACCACACCGCUGACUAGGGGCACAGGGAAUAGUAAGCAGGCCUCCAAAUCUGACACGGUCCGUCCCACCACACCGCUGACUAGGGGCACGGGGAAUAGCAAGCAGGCCUCCAAAUCUGACACCGUCCGUCCCACCACAUCGAUGAUUAGGGGUACAGGGAAUAGUAAGAUUUCUACAGAAGCAUCAGCCAGCUCAACUAAAGGAAUUGUAGACCCAUUGUCUACACCUACUGUUUUGAACAAUAAUUUGGUCAUGAUGUCAGAUAAUUUGGUCGUGAAGUCAGAGGUGAGGACCUUGCAUCCAUCUUGUCCUGAAGAUCCAGUAUCUGAUAUCAAUUCUACUGAAAAGAAACAGACAAUUGGGAAUUCUUACCCUGUAAAUGAGAAAGAAGAAAAUUGGCAUCAGAAAAAUAUAAAGAGAAAAAACUCGAAAAAGGCAGUUCGUUCAUCCAGAUCACAUACUGAAAAUGUGUCACAUACUAAAAGUAAUCGGGAAAAGUUAAACAACUAUAGAGCUAAUGACAAUCAAACAGAGAAGUUAGAAAGACACACCAAUGUAAGUAAAAAGCCUCAUGAAUGUCAAGUCUGCAGGAAAACUUUCAGUUUUUUAUGUUUCUUACAGACACACACGAGAACACAUACAGGUGAUAAACCUUAUAAAUGUGAUGUGUGUGAGAAGGCAUUCUCUGAAUCAGGACAAUUAACAAAACACAUGAGGAUACAUACGGGUGAGAAACCGUAUGAAUGUGAUGUUUGUGGGAAGGCAUUCAGGCAAUCAUGUAACUUACAGUCACAUGUGAGGAUACAUACAGGUGAUAAACCCUAUGAAUGUGAUGUGUGUGGGAAAGCAUUUUCUGGAUCAGGAUCAUUAAAGAAACACAUGAAUAUACAUGCUGGUGAGAAACUUUAUGAAUGUGAUUUGUGUGGUAGAUCAUUUUCUGAUUCAGGUAGUUUACAGAUACACAUGAGGACACAUACUGGUGAGAAACCUUAUGAAUGUGAUCUGUGUGGUAAAUCAUAUUCUGAUUCACGUACCUUACAGAAACACAUCAAGAGACAUACUGGUAAUAGACCUUAUAAAUGUGAGUUGUGUGUGAGAGCAUUUUAUGAAAAAUCACAUUUGAAUAGACACAUGAGGAUGCACACAGGUGAAAAACGUUAUAAAUGUGAAGUGUGUGAAAAGGCUUUCUCUUCAUCAGGAGGCUUACGGAUUCACUUGAGGAUACAUACCGGUGAUAAACCUUAUGGAUGUGAUGUGUGUGGGAAGGCAUUCGCUGAAUCAUGUACCUUAAAGAAACACAUAAAUAUACAUAAUGGUGAAAAGCCUUAAAAAUGUGAUUUGUGUCCAAGAGCAUUCACUGAAUUACAUUGUUUUUGGAGUCACACAAGGAAGCAUACAGGUGAUGAACCUGAUAAAUGUGAUGUAUGUGGGAAAACAAUCGGGCAGUAAGGUACCUUGCAGAGACAAGUGAUGACACAUACAGAUGAUAAACCUCAUAAUUUUAAUGUGUAUGGGAAGGCAUCUAACAACAAAAAACUUGCAUAGACACAUAAGUAUAUAUACAGAUGAUAAACCUUAUAAAACCGAAGUGUGUGAGAAGGCAUGUAUCCUUUUAGGUAACUUUUAAAAGCAUAAAUGGAUACGUAGAAACUUUGUGGAUGUGGUGUGUGUAGAAAGGCAUUCAGAUGAUUAGCUCACUUAAUGGUACAGAUUAUGACACAUACUUGAUGAACUUUACAAGUGUGAUGUGUGUAGAAAGACUUUUAAGCAAUUGUUUGAAAUGAAGAGACACAUGAGGACACAUACAGGUGAUAAACCUUAUGAAUCAGUGUGUUGGAAGGCUUUCGCUGCAUCAUGUAACUUUAAGAAACACAUGAGGACACAUGUAUACAGGUGAUUAACGUUAUAAAUGUGAUUUAUGCUCGAAGGCUUUUACUUCAUCGAGUAACUUACAAAAACUCUAGAGGGCACGUACAGGUGGUAAAACUUUCAGUGUGAUGUCUGUUGGAUGGAAUUUCUAGACUAGGAGACUUUAAGAAACACAAGGAAAAAAAUUCAAUCCAAAGAAAUUCCAAUUUCGAUGUGUAUGGAUAAUAGUUUAAUGUGAAAGUUCUAGUAUAUGCGAGGGAUAGUCAAAGGUGGAAAGCAAAUUAAAUAUUUGUGUAACGUAUAUAUGAAAUCAGUAUAAGACACACUUAAGGAACACAUGAGGAACAUGAGCAUAAUUGAAAAUGUGAUUUGUUUCAGAUAGUUAUUGGUCAACUGAUGGAACAGAAAGCCUACAGAUCUUCUACAUACAUGUACCAUCAAACAUAUGUGAAUGCAAAACCAAUGAUAAGUUAAUAUGGGCAGGGAGUUGUGUCAUGCAGUUUGUCAAUAUAAGUGUGAAGAAAAGUAAUGAUAAAAAAUAUCAAAACGA
Messenger RNA from Saccostrea echinata, 2926 nucleotides. RefSeq names its product zinc finger protein 431-like. Gene Ontology annotation, biological process: regulation of DNA-templated transcription. The coding region runs from base 1 to 1836 and encodes 611 amino acids. The transcript has 10 exons. Gene Ontology annotation, molecular function: RNA polymerase II cis-regulatory region sequence-specific DNA binding; DNA-binding transcription factor activity, RNA polymerase II-specific. The record is from RefSeq and is a predicted model, not a curated record. NCBI's taxonomy places the organism in Eukaryota, Metazoa, Mollusca, Bivalvia, Ostreida, Ostreidae.